AUACAUCGUAAGUUUUUAGAUGUAUUACUCCUUAAAAAGAAAUUGCGUUACUGUAAAUUAUACGGAAUAUUUAGUUGCGAAUGGAAAUAUAACUUAUUGUGAAUUUAACAGCCAGUCCUAUAGUCUUUGCAUUUAUUAUUUGUGCAAAAUACAGUUUAUAACUGUUAAUUGCACAGAAGAAAGUACUGAAUAUAUGUAACAGGCAAUACUGCGCUUUUUACAAAGAUUAUCUGUGAAAAUACACAUUUAGUCAAGGUUACAUUUACCACUGUACUGAUUACAGAAAUACUUUAAUAUAAAUACAACAGUCACCACUGUAAGUGUACUAACCAUUGUGCUAAUAACAUAAAUAUACUGUGGGGAAGUUAACAUGGGUAACAUGGGUAUAUUAACCGUUCCGAUUUUUAUGGAAAGGCUGGGAAAGAGAGACAGAGAAAGGGAGACAAAUUGAGACAUAUAGAGAGAGACAGAAAGAAAGAGAGAGACACGACAGGAGGGCAGAAGUGUGGCUGUGUUAAAAAAAACAAUGUUCGAAGAUUGAACUUUUUAACUCCACUUCAGAGCCAUUUCUACGCACUCUGCAUUGCUGGAACAACGGCCUGACUGACUCCGGGCUACAUUUCUUCUUGAGGUAACUUGCCUACAUAAUCUGUGCUAUAUCUCUGCCAUAAUCUAGGCUAUAUUUUAAUUUGAUGCUUUGUUUUCUACAAUUUUGCAUUACUGUUGCAAAAACGUUAUUCUGCACUGAACGUUAGCUAGCUAGCUAACAUUAGUUUACCAAACGUUGGCUAAGGAAAUGUUUCAACGCAAUUACUGUGGCACGUCGGUUAAAACACAGAGGGGUUAUGUGCUUCGUUGCAAACUUCAUAGAAAUGAACCACGUUGUUUGUUUAAGUGCGUUGAAGCUGGUUGCAAAAAGACCUUUGUUCGAUAUGGAGCAUUUAAGGCUCAUUUCUACCGGACACAUAUCGUUAACUUAUCAGCUUCUGUUAACGUUACUGUCGGGACAGCUCUCAAAUGCGGUGUGGCGUUAUGUGAACGUCAGUGUCGAAAUACAAAACAGCUAAUAGCUUAUUUGAAGGAGCAUCUCUUGGAAGGACGCGCUGUGAGUGGUCCAGUGAGUGGAUGUAAAAACGUUUUCAUGGUCAAAUCCCCAUUCACAAGUCACACAAAAUGUAUACAAAAAUGUAUAAUUGAUGGGAUUAAUUAGAUGUGCCGUUAUCCUGGUUGUUAAAAAAUUAACCACAUGAAACGUGAAGAUAAGUCUUGAUUGAGUCUUGAGAGUGAAUGUCAUGCUGUCAGUCCAGCAGCUCCCCCUGUGUUUGUUUGCUUUGCCUGUGUGUCCCCUGUCUCUGCAAGGAGCUGUGGUCUCCUCCUGUUCAUCCCCAAAGGACGUGGCUGGAACAGCUGACGGCAAUCAGCCAUCAGGGGACUCUCCUACAUCAACCCGGGUCUUCCUGCCAUUCAGCGCCAGAUCCUUCUGUCGUCAGAGAGAGAGGAUCAUCCCAAUCCGCAGUGAAGACCUGAGGAUACAAGUCCUCAAGUAGAAGGUCCCGAACUGCUCCGCUUCCUGGAUGUUGAUUUACCAUCAGCUUUAUUUAAUAUUUCCUGAUGUUGACUGAAAUAUAUGCCAACCUUUUGUAAUACGUUAUACCUUAUUUUUUUGCAAUGUAUUUCUGGCAAAUACAGUUUUUGGCAAUUUGCUUUGAACUUUGUAAUAAAAUACCGUAACUCAUACAGCUGUACUGUGUUUAUCUCUGAGAAAGACCCUAAUUAGGUUCAGAAUAAAUGCGUUUUUUAAAAAACAUACCGUAUUGUCUUAUACAAAGAAAACGUUAAUUUACCGUAUAUUUCACUAAUUUCUUUUUACGGUGUAUCUGUUUUUUCAAUAGUGGUUUUCUUGAAACAAAACUGUUCUCAACUGGGAAUUUUACGGGUGCAAAAAAACGUACCGUAAUGUCUUAUACAGCGUCACUUUAUUUUUUUACAGUAAACCUCUGGCAACCACAGCUGCCAGUAAUUUACCGUAUAUUUCACAGAUUUUUUUUUUUGCAGUGUAAAUAAACCCAAAUAAGGUCUGAAACUACAAGCAGCCCCCAGGUUUGAUGCAAGAGUAUCUAGCUGUGACCCUCCCGUCGGUUCUUGUUUGUAGGUGCAGCUCAUGAUGCAUAUUUACAAACUUGUUUUCAGGACACCACACCUAUGAAUGCCAUCUAACUCCAUUCAGAGCCAGUUACUAUGAUCGGCUGCAGCAAAGGGAGAGGGAAGAUCGAGGGAGUAGAGAUCUCUUUGUUAAAGUUACUUUCAUUAAUAGGUCUUCACCAUAUUGUUUAUUUGAUUCAUUCAUUCAUUUUGAAUUAACGAGCGUGUUGCAUCAUGACUUUGAAAAUAUUUUCCAGCAGAGUUUUCUUCGAAUACUUGAAACGUGUACUUGUGCCCACGUACCAACCGCUCAGGCAGAGAAAUGCAUCAGUUUCCGUGGCAGGAUGGCGCUCAGCACGGAGCUAUCACAACAUCGGGAGACCCAAGUACCGAGGGCCGGGCAGCGCAGCCACCAUCCGGGUGGUGGACCUCCGCAGCGACGCGUUUUCCCGGCCCGGGCCGGCAAUGAGGCGGGCCAUGCUGAAGGCCAUGUUUGACGAGGACCUGAUGAGAGAAGAGGAGACAGUUGACGAGUUGCAGAAAACUACAGCUGAUUUGUUUCAAAUGGAAGCUGCACUGUUUGUUCCCUCGGGAUCCAUGGCUAAUCUCAUCGCAGUGAUGGUGCACUGCAGGGAGCGCGGUGACAUGAUGAUUGUUGGCGAUCAGUCCCAUUUACACAUCUUUGGGCAAGGGGGGAGCGCGCAGCUAGCAGGGGUCCACGCCACCACAGCCACAACUCUCCCCGACGGGUCGUUUGACUUGGAUCAGCUGGACUCAAAGAUCCGCCACGGUUACCCCGACCCACAUUACCCCCGCACACGCCUCAUAUGCGUGGAAAACACACACAACAUAAAGGGAGGACGUGUGCUGCCUCUGACCUUCCUGCAGGAGGUUCGUGCUUUGGCCGAUAGAUCUGGCCUGUCAGUUCACAUGGACGGAGCCAGGGUUAUGAACGCUGCUGUUGCCCAGAGGGUGCCUCCAUCCACCAUACUGCAGCACACACACACUGUCAGUGUGUGUCUCUCCAAGGGUUUGGGGGCCCCUGUGGGGGCCGUGCUGGCUGGACCCAGAGACUUCAUAUCCCAGGCAGCGCGGUGCCGUAAAGCCCUGGGUGGGAUGAUAUGGAAGACUAGUGUACUGGCAGCAGCUGGAAAGCUGGCUUUACUGGAGAUGGUUGACAGACUGGAGGAAGAUCACCGUAAUGCAAAAACCUUUGCUCAAGCUCUGCUGGACUGUGACCCUCCUCUAUUCGCCGUCGACACGGUGGAAACAAACAUCCUGCGUUUCCAUCUAAAGGAGCCCAGCUUAAGCCCCGCUGAGUUCUGUGACCGCAUGGGUCAGGUUUGGGAGGGAGAAGAGGCAGCGCUGGGACAUGGGAUACGAGUGCUCAUGUUCCCUUUUUUUGGAAAUUCCGUAAGGGCUGUGUGGCAUCUUGGGAUUUCCCCUGAAGAUACCCAGCUGGCCGUCCAGAAAAUGCAAUUUGUGGCUUCUCAGUUCUUGAAUUAAAAAGUGAAAAACCUGACAAACAACGCAACAAAAACAGCAAUACAUUCCUUUAUAUUUUUUCAUUUGUCAUCUGGACGAAUGCAAACGGCAGUGACUGUAAAGUUCAUGUUUCAAAUCCUAAAAUCAGACACUGUUGCUUGUAAA
Messenger RNA from Gasterosteus aculeatus aculeatus (three-spined stickleback), 3792 nucleotides. RefSeq lists its product as uncharacterized. Gene Ontology annotation, biological process: L-threonine catabolic process; glycine biosynthetic process. NCBI's taxonomy places the organism in Eukaryota, Metazoa, Chordata, Actinopteri, Perciformes, Gasterosteidae. The record is from RefSeq and is a predicted model, not a curated record. Gene Ontology annotation, cellular component: cytosol. Gene Ontology annotation, molecular function: L-allo-threonine aldolase activity.